ACAGGCCAGAUUGCUUGUCCCAGCAGUCCCGUGUGGCAAACAUUUACAGGGUUAGGAGUGUGAAAUCGCGUGUGUUACAACCAGAUCAUGUCUAGUGAAAUGGACGAAGACCAAAAUACUGAAGGAUGUACAAAAUGGACACAUAGACUGUGCCGAGAUGGAUUUAAGGGAGAACUAAUGUCUCAGUUAAAGAUUGUUUGGCCGGUGGUAGUAACACAGCUGCUGCAGUACCUAGUACUGCUGGUCAGCCUUAUAUUCUGCGGUCACCUCGGCAAGGAGACGCUGGACGGCGUGGCACUGGCUUCCACGCUCAUCAACGUGACUGGAAAUUCCGUAAUGAUGGGUUUAGGCUCAGCCUGUGACACGCUAUUCUCACAGACUUUUGGCAGCUCAAACAAGUUUCGGGUGGGAAAUAUUCUACAGAGAAGUCUGAUCAUCAUGUUACUGUGUAGUUUACCGUGCUGUGCUAUUCUGAUGAACACAGAGCAUCUCCUUAUCUUACUAGGACAAAACCCAUUCGUUGCGAGACUAGGAGGGAAAUAUGCUAUUGUGUAUAUAGCGGCAUUACCGGGUCAAAUAAUUGCUAUCAUUUUAGCGAAGUAUCUUCAAGCACAGAGCAUUGUGAUGCCGAGUCUGGUUAUUGCCUUCGUGUCAAACGUUAUCAACUGCGGAUUGCACGCGCUGUUUAUCAGUGGACUGCAUUUUGGUAUCAUGGGAGCGGCGUUAUCUGUGGCUCUGACACAGUGGACGAUCGUACUAUUCCACCUCAUUUACAUACUGACCAAGGGAAGACAUAAGGCGACAUGGGAUGGAUGGACUUUGGAGAGCUUCAACGAAUGGGGAAAGUUCUUUUCUCUGGCAUUACCUGGUCUCUUUAUGGUCUGUUUAGAAUGGUGGACUUUUGAAAUUCUCUUCUUCAUUGUUGGUACACUUGGGGUAGUACCCCUGGCCAGCCAUACGAUAGCCUAUAAUGCGGCAGCAUUAGCGUUCAUGAUACCCCUUGGUCUGUCCGUGGCUGCAAGUGUACGCAUUGGAAACCAUCUCGGCGCCAAUGAACCGAGUAAGGCCGCCACUGCUACUCGGGUAGCUGUAAUACUAGCCUUUAUAUUCGCCGUGGCUGUUGGUCUUUUAACAUUAGCAGUGAAUGGUGUUCUUCCCUUAUUCUUCACUUCUGACCCAUCGGUUAUUAAACUUGCAUCUAAGUUGCUGAUGGUCUCGGCGUUGUUCGAAUUAUUCAACUGUGCACAGGGCGCUCUUUGUGGUAUCAUCCGGGGACUUGGUUAUCAGAUAUUCGGAGCGCUCACCAACUUUAUAUCCUAUUACAUUGUGGCAUUGCCUUUAUGUAUACCUAUGUUACUACUGACAAACAUGGGUGUCUAUGGUGCGUGGUGGGGAGUCAUUGUCAGCAGUGCCCUACAGACAUUUAUUUACUUCGUCAGGAUAUUACGUACUGAUUGGAAAAAGGAGGCAGAAAAUGCUCAGAUUCGAGCAGGGUUGGUGGAUAAAGAAGGGGCUGUAUCAUCAGGUGAUUCCUCCAUUGUCUUGAUGAGUGAACUUCAUGGCAGUAAGACAAGGUUAAUUGAUGACGAAUCGCUCACCACUAGAGGAACACAAUGCUAUGGUGUACUGUCGAAUCACGAGUGUAUCUCACCGCCUGGUGAGAAGCAAGACUAUUCGGCAAUGUCGAACUCAGACAUUCCUAACCAACAGCCGAAAGUCGCCGACAAAAACGAUGACUAUCACAAACUACCGAAUUCAUCCCCGAGUUGGAAGAGGACUUUGACAUACAGAGUUAUUUUAGUGUCCGUUUUGGUAGCCAUUUUAGUCGCCGGAAUUGUGAUAAAACUGCACUUUGACCAGUUUGGGGACACUGAUGAAAAACUGUGUAGUGACAACAAUAGUAUAAACUGUGUUCCUGGUGAUCUUGACUUUCUUAAUCUUGAUGAGAUCAAGAACGAACUGUUUGGUAAAAACCAUCCUCAGACAUUUGGUUGACGUGUUAAUGGAAACAACAGAAUAUGAAGCCAGAUACACGGUAACCGAUUGUGGUCGAACAUACACAACAUCAAUACCAUGCAUUGUGUCCCGGUCUGUAUAAGAGAACACUACAAAUAUGGUGUCGUCGUGUUUUUUUUUAUAUUUAACCAUCACAAGGACUUUGAAAUGUUUUUCUGAUUGUAAAUAUAUAUAUACUUGAAACGAAGCAACGAAGUUUAGUUAGUUUCAAAUUAAAUAACCAUAAACAAGACAUGCUAUACUCAAAUAUCAAAAUGUAUAUUUAGAAUAAUAAAAUUGUAAUUUUCAGCGUCCAUUGUAAUGAUCUGCUUUUACAUUUUACACUGCCCUUUUUCCAUAUUCUGGUAUUAUGACUUACAAUGGAGUCAGACUGUUGUA
This is a messenger RNA of Mizuhopecten yessoensis (Yesso scallop), 2394 nucleotides long. RefSeq names its product multidrug and toxin extrusion protein 1-like. The record is from RefSeq and is a predicted model, not a curated record. The transcript is spliced from 18 exons. Lineage: Eukaryota; Metazoa; Mollusca; Bivalvia; Pectinida; Pectinidae. Gene Ontology annotation, molecular function: antiporter activity; xenobiotic transmembrane transporter activity. Bases 88 to 1995 code for a protein of 635 amino acids. Gene Ontology annotation, cellular component: membrane. Gene Ontology annotation, biological process: xenobiotic detoxification by transmembrane export across the plasma membrane.